This is a messenger RNA of Mytilus trossulus (common blue mussel), 1221 nucleotides long. RefSeq names its product fibrinogen-like protein 1. The record is from RefSeq and is a predicted model, not a curated record. The transcript has 7 exons. The coding region runs from base 103 to 1221 and encodes 372 amino acids. NCBI's taxonomy places the organism in Eukaryota, Metazoa, Mollusca, Bivalvia, Mytilida, Mytilidae.
GACUGUUCACUUCAAGAAUAUUGUGACGCUGACGAUGAAGAUUGCCAACGUUCAACUAAUGAAUUAAAAAUUGGUCAAUUAAAACAUGGUAAAAGUCAACACAUGAACAUUCUGCGACGAAUUCGAAACAAAAGUCUAAUGGAAUGUGCAAAAGAGUGCUUAUUGACAUCACAAUGCAAGGCUAUUAACUAUAGAAAAAAUUGGAAACUUUGUGACGCACUAGGUGAAAGGCCCGAAGGCGAAGCUAUCCAGGACGAAUCGGGAUCAGUUUACAGCGAUAUAUCGACCUGGCCGAAGGCUAUUGCAGGAAAAUGUGCAGCUCAUAAUUGUGGCAAAGGGAAGAAGUGUAUUAUUAAGACAAAUGAAGUGACGUCGUGUGAACAUGCAUACUGUAAAGAUGAACCACCUGAAACACCGUUUGCUGUUUCCACUGAAACGUUUGGGGUCUAUGCUAAUUUGGAAGCAGGCAACCAGUAUAAAUGCCUAAACAAUUCCUAUGAGCUGGUUGGAAAACCGUUUGUUAUUUGUGACAAAAAAUCUAAAAAGUGGAAGAAAUUAUUUUGCUGCGUGGAAAAACCAUACAAACCACGUGACUGUAGCGACUUACCACGUCAUUGUGAUUCUGGAACUUACAAAAUUUAUUCUGGAAGUUCAACUGGUUUCAAUAUCUAUUGUGACAACCGGACCUCAUGGUGGAACGUAAUUCAGCGACGGACAGAUGGAUCAGUCAAUUUUUACAGAAACUGGACGGAGUAUGAGGAGGGUUUUGGAGAUUUAAGUACUGAGUUCUGGCUAGGGAACAGACUGAUCAGCCAACUUACUUUAUCCGGAAAAUACCUACUUCGAGUCCGAAUGAAAAAUCAAAAACAAGAAUGGAAGAAAGCGAAUUACAAUGGAUUCAUUAUUGGUAAUGCAACAACUGGUUACAAAUUCCAGGUGACAAACUUCAGAGGCGGUGAUGCAGGAGACAGUAUUUCCAAUGGUACGCCAAAUUACAUCAAUAAUGGAAUGAAAUUUACUACUUACGACAGAGAUAACGAUAAAAAUUAUACAGCUAACUGCGCAGAGAAAUACAAAGGAGCUUGGUGGUUCAAUGCCUGUUAUAUGUCACAUCUAAACGGAGAGUACGGUAAAACCUUAAAAUUUCCAUUUGGAAUACAGUGGAAAACAUUUCGCGGAACCCUAAGUUCCAGUAUCAUGGAAAUCAGGAGGACAGAUUGA